CCCGGAAGUGCUGAAAUGGAUUUCGAUGUAAAGUGACACGUAUUACUAGCAGAUCCGGAUCGGAGGAUGAGCAGGGCAAGCGAGUUUGGUAUCAGAUGGGUGGAGAAAUGCUUUAAAUUGAAUUGAAUUUUCUUUUUACCCAAGCAGAAGUGACGCCGUGGCUAGUGAUUGCUGGUUAGCUUCCUUCGGAAAACGGUGAUGCUUGUGUUGCUCCGAAAGUUCAAUUGAUGGCUUUUGCUGUGCAUGAUGAUGGCGCUAAGUACAGCAGCUUCAAGCAUUCAGGCGCAUUACAAACUGCGUUAACAACCACCACGGCUCACUCCAAUGGGAAAUUCUGGUCAAAGUCAGAAGCCAAGUCAUGGAUUGCCUUUUUGUUUUUAGGCACAUGCCUGGUGUACUGUGUCAGAGUAACUCUGCCUAUCUGUGUACCUGUCAUGGCAGAACAAUUUGCAUGGGACAAGAAGCAGUCUGGCAUUGUACUUGGAAGCUUUUUUUGGGGAUACUGCUUGACACAAAUCAUAGGUGGCCACACCAGUGACAGAUUGGGUGGCGAUAAAAUACUUCUACUUUCAGCUACUUCAUGGGGAUCAGUAAUCACCCUUACUCCACUUAUUGUACAUUGGAGCUCUACACCAAUCAUUUUUUUAACCUUAUCCAGAUUCCUUAUGGGCCUGUUGCAGGGUGUUUUUUUUCCAUCACUGACAAGUCUAUUCUCCAGUAAAGUGCGGGAAAGUGAUCGAGCGUUUACCUCCAGUGCCGUGUGUGCGGGCUCUCAGGUUGGAACACUAAUAAUCGGGGCUGUUGGUUCAGUGUUGUUGGACUGGUAUGGCUGGGAGAGCGUGUUUUACUUCUCUGGCCUCCCUUCUAUUCUGUGGGCCUACUGUAUGUGGAAAUAUUUUCUUAAAGGAGAAGACCAGAUUAUAUCUUUGGAAAAUUUGGGCAACAAUCUAGUGAAUUCAAAGGACAAUAAAGUCAUGUGGAGAAAAUUCUUUGGAAGUGCUCCUGUCUGGUCUCCUGGCCAAAGAAAUGAGCACAGAAGUGAAGACAGCAGAAGAAGAGCCCAGUCUCAAGCUGAGCUUGAAACUCUUUUGAGGGCUGUCAUUGUAGCUCAUGUUUGCAUCAGCGGCACUUUUUUCUGCCUUUUGUCAUGGAUGCCGACCUUCUUCCAUGAUUCGUUUCCUGAAUCUAAGGGUUGGGUUUUCAAUGUAAUUCCAUGGGCUGUUGCAGUCCCAUUCUCCUUUUCGGGUGGCAUCCUGGCUGAUCGCCUGAUCAACCUUGGGUUUGACACCGCUAAGGUGCGUAAGUUAAUGCAGGUGAUGGCCAUGGGAUUAUCCAGUAUCUUUAUCGAAUUACUGAGUUACUCAGGCAGCUAUUACCAAGCCUUAAUAUGUAUAUCAGCUAGUUUAGGACUUCAGACCUUCAGUCACAGUGGGGUAUCUGUCAAUGUUCAAGAUUUAGCACCAUCAUGUGCUGGUGCACUGUUUGGUGUUAUGAACACUGGUGGAGCUUUAGUCGGUGUUAUUUUAGUGUACUGUGCAGGUUACCUCAUAGAAACCUCAGGAUCCUGGCCAUCAGUUUUCAACUUGAUCAGCAUAGUCAACGUAUUUGGCCUUUCUAUCUUUGUUAUCUUUGGCCAAGCAAAGCGGGUAGAUAUUUAAGUAAUGAUUUCGUACUAAAUUGAAUCCAGAGGUUACUGAACAUAAACUUCAAGAAAAAAAGAACAUACUUUUUAAUUAUAUAGGCUCUAACCAGUGUUUUUUCUGGGACCAAGGAACUGUUAAGCUUAUUAUUGUACCUUGUUUAUAAACAAUUUGCUGCUGAAUUCCUGCUUUGAACAAAAGUAGUACUUAAAUAUGCACAUAACGUUUAUGGCUAUUUUUAGUGAUUUUAUUUGUUGGAGAGAUACUAUUUUUACAUGAAUAGAAUAUUUAUGAGAAUGUAAAAAUACAAACUUAUGACAAAAUCAAAGGAAUUCUACUUGUGAUUUAUUAAAAGAUGAGAUAGAGAUUGUGUAUCCUUAAAGGAGAGUGCUUAUAGAGAACCAAGAUUAAAUUCAGGAAAAAUGUAGCUGGCCUACGCUUUGAACCAUUCAUUUUAUCAGCUGGACAUUCACUGACUGCACGCUCAUAGGUGCCCACAGAAUUUUUGUUUCCAGUUAGCAUAUUAUUCUAAUAUUAGUACAAAUAUUAGAUCAAUGAUGGUCUUUAUUUCUAAGCUUUGCAACUUACAGGUAUCAAUUUUAACAUUCCAAUUUCUCUAAUAACUACAUACUCUUUAAUUCAUUGCAGGAUUCCUACUCUUAUAUGGUACUCUUACUUUUUAUCCUAGUUGAUUAUUUCCACAACUAGACCAAAUUUCAAAAUUAAAAUGUCUUAAAUCUAGUUCUCUAGCUCCAUAUUAAAGACCUCCCAUAUUGCUGUACAUUUAAAUGUUGGGCAUUGCUGAUUACAAUACGCAAAUUGCCUUUUACUAGUUCUGUUCAUAAGAAUGACUGGUUUAAACUUGGCUCCAUUCAGAUAUCUUGAAUCUUAUAGUGUCUGCAUAUGGUAUUUUCUGACUAUCAGCUUAUCAACUCAGUGAGGUGCAGUCUAUUUACAGUCAAAAUGUUACAUGUAUAUUGUAUCAUAGUACGAUUGGAAUGUUGGGCAUUUGUUUUCAUGACUGAAAUGUGAAAUUCCAAAAGUUAUUUUGGCAUGCUUCCUCUUUCGGCUUUUACAAUGGGAGCAGCAAAUCCACCCUUGGUGAGCUUGAAAUUAAAUUUACUUAUAGUAUCUGAUUACCGUAUAAGAGAAUUAGUUUAAAUCUGCAAUGUUUGUAUUCAUUAAUGCUUGUAUAUUCAGAAUCAAACAUUUUAUGUUUAAAAGUUUUAUAUAAUUACUUAAUUACUCAACUUUAAAUUGCAUUGUGAUUAUAAGAUGCUUAAAGAAUAAAUGUUUAAUUUCUAAAUCAUUAGCUGCAGGAUAAAAAAUUCUCUUUGGGCUGAGUUGAAAAUAUUUAAACUACAGUUAUUUUGUAAAAUAUUGAUGGCAAUAAAGUUUGAAUAUAAACUUUU
Carcharodon carcharias (great white shark) is the source of this 3052-nucleotide messenger RNA. RefSeq names its product solute carrier family 17 member 9-like. Gene Ontology annotation, molecular function: transmembrane transporter activity. The transcript has 14 exons. The coding region runs from base 228 to 1658 and encodes 476 amino acids. The record is from RefSeq and is a predicted model, not a curated record. Gene Ontology annotation, biological process: transmembrane transport. NCBI's taxonomy places the organism in Eukaryota, Metazoa, Chordata, Chondrichthyes, Lamniformes, Lamnidae.